AUGGCAUUGAAACGUCUCUUUGCUGUACUCUUCCUGAGUUGCCUUACAACAAUGGUUAUGUUCUCAUUUAGCCGUAUUUUUACGGGCAUAAAUGAACGAAUUAUUCUGAAGCCUUCAUCUGUCACACUCCUCACUACUACUGUCACACCCAAUACUACUGUGGAAAGGUCCUCGAACUAUGAUGACAAGACAUACGUAAUGGCAGCCUACAUAACCUCCUCCUCAAUGAUAAGAUUAACGACAAUUCGCAAGUGUAAGACGAUUAUUAGGCUCCGUUUUCAUCUGAAGAUAAAUCAGUCUAAAUUCCUAACUAUUCCACUAAUUCAUAAGCCAAUCCUAAAGUGUCCAUGGUUCUACGCCACCAAAUGUGAUUUUGUUGGCUAUUUUGCGAUAACAGUGCGUCAGAAAGAUUUGGAUCAAUUCUUGAUGAUAAGCCAUAAAAAGUUACCGAAGGCUUACAUAUCGCGAAUGGACAGACCUUCAUUACAAAUGCCAGUUGUACUGCAGGAAGCGCGUGUGAUGCCGAAUCGACCGCGUAAACAUCACCUUGCUGUCUGCUUGCAACCAAUCUUCUUGUUAGCCGACUGGACCUUACUUGUGCAGUUUUUUGAGGCAGGUGUCACCAAAUUUUGCGUGUACGUGCAGUCAAUGACGCCUGAAGUUGAUGCAUUGCUACGUGUUUAUGAGCAUUCAAAGGACGUGGAAAUUGAACGAAUUAAUUGGGCUCCGCUACCGACAGGUGACACUGCUUCACAUGAAAACGAUCCAAAUUUACGGAUUUACAGGAGUGAGGUGACCACUUCUAUUAACGACUGUCUUUUACGGAGUCGUGGAAAUGCAAAAUAUGUGAUUUCUUCUGAUCUCGAUGAAAUUGUAGUCACCAAUAAAGAAUCAUCUUUGCUUAAAUUACUGGAGAGCUUGCAAGCGAAGUUUAAAAAAUCAGCGGCAUUUGUCAUUCGCAGCAGUUUCGCGCUUUUUGAGAAUCAUUGGGCAAAUGUUUCCAAGCCGACAGAUAUUGAUUUCAGUGAUUUUGCAAAUAUUUCGCUAGAAAAUUAUGUUUGGCCAGCUGGUUCUCGGAGCAAAGUAGUUAUGAUUCCGGAACACAUAUACAGUGCACAUGUGCAUCAGGUGUUGCAACCGGAACCUGGCAAGAUUGUAACUGUUGUGCCACCUGAAACUGCUCUUGUUUUUCAUUUAAGACGAGUCAUGAAGGAUAAGCUGUGGUCAUCAAACACAACAGUGAGAACCAAUGCACUUUCUCGAUUUAUUGAUCCGUGCAACAAAUCCUGGAAAAACCGGUUGAAAGUAAUCAAACAGAUUCCUGAAGCUAAAAUAUUGCACGGAAGCGAAUGGCCUCAAAGAGGAAGCCAGGUAAUGGAGGAACUGGAAGCGUGCCGCGAGCAACUUGAAUUCAUUCAGAAUGACACGUGCCAGUCGCCAUAUCGUUGUACGUCCAAAAUUAGCUCCGUCACAACAAACGAAUGGGUUAUUGCACGGCAGACUUGGACUAUUUUAUAA
This is a messenger RNA of Acanthocheilonema viteae, 1518 nucleotides long. The record is from the annotation of a GenBank genome assembly. NCBI's taxonomy places the organism in Eukaryota, Metazoa, Nematoda, Chromadorea, Rhabditida, Onchocercidae.